CUUUUUUAAACUUGGAUUUAUCAAUCAAAAAAGAUUACGUCUACGCUUUUGAAUAAGUAAUACGAAAAAAAAGUGGAAAUGAAUUUUUGGUCAUAUUCGUGCUGAUUAUCGUUGGCGGCGCCACCUUGGCAGUGGGUGGCAUUAUCCUGGCCAAUGUAAUGACCGGAAUGGGUGAGCGGAUGGGGCUCGGCUGGUUCUUGUACACAUCGAAUCCUUUCCUGUGGUCCGGACUGGGAAUCUUCCUGUCCUGUGCCCUUUCCGUUUUGGGAGCGGCCAGUGGAAUCUACAUGAUUGGAUGCAGUGUGUCGGGCGGCGGCGUUCGAUCGCCUCGCAUCAAGACGAAGAACCUGAUCUCAGUCAUCUUCUGUGAGGCGGUGGCCAUCUACGGCCUGAUUACAGCCAUCCUGCUUUCUGGCUGUGUGACAAAGUUUACCGAUUUGCGACUAAUUACCGACAAGACGGUGAUCUCGACUAACAUGUUCACGGGAUUCGCCGUUUUUGGAGCUGGUCUGUGCGCAGGACUGGUGAAUGUUACCUGCGGCGUGACCGUGGGCAUCGUGGGAUCUGGAGCCGCCCUCUCGGAUGCAGCAAAUUCGGCGCUCUUCGUAAAGAUUCUCAUUGUAGAGAUCUUUGGCUCGGCCAUCGGACUGUUCGGUCUUAUCGUGGCCAUCUACAUGACCUCCAAGGCAGAGAUGAUAAGCUAGGCCCAUACAAUAAAGGUCUUUGAAUUGAUUGAAAAACUAACAUUUAUUAAAAAAUUUAA
Messenger RNA from Drosophila ficusphila, 763 nucleotides. RefSeq names its product V-type proton ATPase 21 kDa proteolipid subunit (gene VhaPPA1-2). Gene Ontology annotation, biological process: proton transmembrane transport. Gene Ontology annotation, molecular function: proton-transporting ATPase activity, rotational mechanism. The record is from RefSeq and is a predicted model, not a curated record. Gene Ontology annotation, cellular component: proton-transporting V-type ATPase, V0 domain. Lineage: Eukaryota; Metazoa; Arthropoda; Insecta; Diptera; Drosophilidae. The transcript has a single exon. The coding region runs from base 159 to 704 and encodes 181 amino acids.